AUGAACUCUGGAGAUGGUCUCAUCAUAAACCCAAAUAUUGAUAUACUAGAUCUCGUGUUUGAUGAUGAUUUCAAAGAUAAACCUGCUUCCAAUUGGUCCAUUUCCAAGAUUGGUACAUUACAAGCCAAAAUGGAAACCAUUUUAUCCAAAUAUCAAGGGAAAAAAUUUAGAAAUAUCAAAAUUGAAUUGCCACUUCAUCGUCUCUUAAGUUUAGCUAAUGAAUCUUUUGGUUAUGAUGGUUGGUCAAGUGAAGUUAUUGAUGUUAAAGAAACUGAAUAUGUGGUGGAGAUUAAAGAUAAUGGUGAAACACAUUCUGUUAAAAUGGAAUGUACUGUCAAAAUUACUUUAAAAGAUGGAACAUAUCAUGAAGAUACUGGUAUUGGUCGUGCUGAUAAUUUGCCAUCAAAAUCUAUGGCUUAUAUGAAGGCUAAAAAAAGUUCAGUUACAGAUGCUACUAAAAAUGCAAUUCAUGGAUUAAAAGAUAUUGUGUUAGAUCACGAACAAAAGCUGAGAUCAGGUUAUUAUGAUGGUAGAGUUAAAGCAUUUGUAUGA
Messenger RNA from Hansenula ciferrii, 552 nucleotides. It is a transcript of the gene RAD59, whose product is annotated as Rad59p. The coding region runs from base 1 to 552 and encodes 183 amino acids. Gene Ontology annotation, biological process: mitotic recombination; double-strand break repair via homologous recombination; double-strand break repair via single-strand annealing. Gene Ontology annotation, cellular component: nucleus. The record is from RefSeq and is a predicted model, not a curated record. The transcript has a single exon. NCBI's taxonomy places the organism in Eukaryota, Fungi, Ascomycota, Saccharomycetes, Phaffomycetales, Wickerhamomycetaceae.